This is a messenger RNA of Dunckerocampus dactyliophorus (ringed pipefish), 2783 nucleotides long. Its product is annotated as RING finger protein 148-like. The coding region runs from base 677 to 1750 and encodes 357 amino acids. The transcript has a single exon. The record is from RefSeq and is a predicted model, not a curated record. Lineage: Eukaryota; Metazoa; Chordata; Actinopteri; Syngnathiformes; Syngnathidae.
UCAGGUAUUUUCGCAAUGUGGAACAAAGAUUACAAUUCAGUGACUGUAGCUGUCCAAACAGAGAAACCUUGCUCUAUUGUACAAAUAUGUUGAAGUUGUGUGCCAGAGGCUGAGUAAAUACGCUCAAAGUUGAGAAGUUCUGCUUCUUUGCCUUUUGAAGAACUCACCUCCACCAUAAAAACAAGGAAGGAAACAGGCCAAACUAGAAAAACCAGCUUAGUUGCUGUACUGAUCAUUACACAAGCAAGAGUCAGCAGCUUUUAGGGCACUAACACAACUGCUGUGUGCUUCGGACUUGUGUCCUUAAAACUGUCCAUAUCAGUCGCUUAUCGCCACCUGCCUUCUCGUAAUUAGUACCUUGGCUGUAGGAAGAGCGCAGGUUUGUGCUUUCUGUGUACUUCAACUUGUUGAAUAGCAGCACCCUGCCCUCUGCGAAAAGUGCGCAGCGUUCAAGGUUCAGGAAGAUAAGGAGAGGUGAAUGGCUGACGCGUAGCUCGUGUUAUGUUACCAAAGGCUCGUAUCAGAUUACUGUUCACAGCAGAUUGGCUGAAACCAGAGCUGUAUUCAGAGUGCUGCGGCUCCAACAACCAGGAACUGGGACUGAAAAAGGUGUGUUGAAGACGCUAAAGAGACCUGUGGAGUGCGACUUGUUGUUUUGAAUUUGAAGAACGUUACUAUGGGUGAGAAGACACAACGCCGCCUGUUGCUUUUUCUGUGCUUGUCUGGACUCAUUCACUGUUCGGCCGCACUUGUGUUUUGGACUGCAGUGGUGAAAAUUAACUAUUUCAUCAACCCAAACAACACAGUGACCCAACACUGUGAGUGUGGGAUGUUUGGUCGCAACUCUCCGCUUGCACAAGCCGCAGGUGUGGUUGUUCUUCCCGAGGGAGACCCCAGAGGCUGUGACCCUGUGUACAAUGUCAGUGAAUCACCCUGGAUAGCGCUUGUUAAAAGGGAGAACUGUUCUUUCAGCAAGAAGAUCAAUGCUGCGAAACGUCAUGGUGCAUCUGCUGUGGUGGUGUACAAUGUGGACAACAGUGGCAACAGCACCGCCUGCAUGUCCCACCCUGACGCUCGGGGAAUUGUGUCCAUCAUGAUCGGCAAUAGUCAAGGCAUGGAUAUUGUCAACUUGGUGAAGAACGGAGCAGAAGUGCGGAUGAUCAUCACCCCGGGCAACGCUCAUGGCCCCUGGAUGGACACCUACUGGCUGUACUUCAUGUCCAUUGCCUUCUUCAUUGUCACAGCGGCCUCUGUGGCCUACUUUUUAUUUAUCUCCGCUAACCGUCUCCACAACCUGCACAUGCACCGGCGUUCUGAGAGAAAGCUGAAAUGUGAGGCCAAGAAGGCCAUCGGGCGUCUGCAGGUGCGUACGCUGAAGAGAGAUGACAAGGAGACAACUUGUGACUCUUACAUGUGCGCCGUGUGCAUUGAGUCGUACAAGGCGAGCGAGGUGGUGACAGUGCUCACAUGCGACCACAUUUUCCACAAAGCCUGCAUUGAGCCCUGGCUUCUGGAGAAAAGGACAUGCCCCAUGUGCAAGUGUGACAUCCUCAAGGCCCUGGGAGUUGAUUCGGAGGAGAAAGAGAGCAUGGCCCAAGCUUCGCCACAAGAGGUCACCGUCAUCACAGUGGCAGGAGGAGAAGCCAUGUAUGAGGUCCCACUGACUGACCCACUGAGCGCUGAGCGGGAGAGACAGCAGCAUCACUAUGACAAUAGGGCCUUUGAGGAGGAGCCUGCCAGAGGACAGUGACACGACAGCAAUUCAGUGAAAUCAGCAGGUUAAAAUCAUAAUACUUUUCUUGGAUGCAAUAAAUGCACACUUUGGAGUCUCCCUCACAGGGCGUCUUCAAAUCGAUUGCACAAAUCAUAAUGGCACUGCACCUUGUGUAAUUAGAUGGGAUGCCAAUUCUGGGUGUGUUCAUCAAGUUAUUUUUUUAUUUCGGUGAGUCAGUCAAGAUGAGUUGAGGCGAGUGCAGGUUCCAUUCUGCUUUGCUGACAGAGUCAUCACUGUUUAGAGCAGGAAGAGCAACAGAACAUUUUGUUUAUCUGUUCUAGUCAAAUUCUAUUCUUCCAAAUGCUGCGUUUCAAGAGCAAAGCUAAUUUCUUCAUAGUACACACAAGUAAUCAUUUCUUGUUUAACAAAAUGACGUCAGUGUCAAACCACACACCAGGUCGUCUAGCUGGAUUUUCAAAUACAGCCUGAUAAACACACCCUUGGUUGGAAAUUCAGCAUGUGACGAGUGAAGAACAACCUCGUACAUGCUCUUAUCAAGUAAGCUACUUCCUUGUUGAUUCUGGUGAGAACUGGAAAGUCCCACAAUAAAAAGAAGAGGCAAUAAAGUGGAGAUUUUUGAUACUGGUGAUUGUAUAUUUGUGUAAAAGAGGGAGAAUGAUCUUCAAGUGUACCGCUUCUAAAAGUACAUCUACAUAUUGUGAUUGCGUUAUAAUAGUGUAUGUUGUGUAUGAUGUGUGUGCAAGAGCAGGUUAAAGUAAACUAAUUUAAUCUUUGUGAGCGUUUACCGCCAAAUUCUUAUAUGGCUAUAUUUUUCUACAAGUACAACAUUUUUACAUUACCCCAGAUAAAGUGACUCCCUCAUAUAGUCCAAAGAAAGGUUUAUCUAAGUUUGAUAGUGGGAUGUAAUAUAUUUUUCUAUGCUGAAUCAUUGUCACUGUGUUGCAGAUGUUUGGAGUUAGAAAUCAUUCUGUAACAAUGACUAUUGUUUGUUGUAUGAAAUCACAUUGAUAUCAGAAUGCAAUAAAUCCCUCAAAAUGAGGCAGAUGAA